AUGCAGGAAGAAGAUAUAAUUGCCCGUUUAGAUACAGCAUUCGACAAGCUUUGCUUAGCACCAUAUGCUAGCAAACUUCCAACUUUCUCUGGAGAUACAGGAGCAGGAAGUUUUAUGGAUUUUCUCAAUAAGUUUAAUGAAAUAGGAAAUAUAAUGGGACUACAGAAAGUAACCCACUUGGAAGGGACUGCGAAAGCAGUUUUUGAAAACUUUUCUGCCGCAGAGAAACGCGAUUGGCAAAUAGCAACUACCAAAUUGCAGCAAUAUUUUUCCACUGACCACUUUCUAGAUAUGGCUAGGGAAAAACUAAUGAAUAUGCGCAUGGAAACAGGGGAAUCCCCUGUAGUCCUUUCCAACAGGGUUCGCAAAGAAAUCCUGGAAGCAUAUCCCAAGGAACGCAAAUUUCUCCAAACAUUGGUGUUCACUAAUGCACUCUCAGAUCCAGUAAAACAGAAACUCAAACUUUUAGGUCCCUUGCCCACCCAGUAUGACAAACUGGUGCAAGAGGCAGAAAGAAUGUGGAAUCUAAUCACAACAGACCACAGUUACAUUACGGGAGAUGCACUCAUAGCAAAAAUUGAUCAAGUGUUGGACGACAUGUCCUAUCCAAUGAGUUCAGUUUGUUGUGAAGAACACCAAAAUAAGUCUAACAAUCCUACAUUGUACGACUCCAACAUGAAUAACCCUAGCGUAUCUAACCUUGGUAAC
Molecule: messenger RNA, 708 nt
Organism: Ostertagia ostertagi
Lineage: Eukaryota; Metazoa; Nematoda; Chromadorea; Rhabditida; Trichostrongylidae
Source: the annotation of a GenBank genome assembly